Molecule: messenger RNA, 2386 nt
Organism: Camellia sinensis
Lineage: Eukaryota; Viridiplantae; Streptophyta; Magnoliopsida; Ericales; Theaceae
Source: RefSeq, a predicted model, not a curated record
UUCUCAGUCUCUCAGCUUGUCCCUUUCUCAGAUACAUAUAUUUUGACACACACGCUCACUCUCUCUCUCUCUCUCUCUCUCUCUAGCUUUGCUUUUAUAAAAGUCGAAUUUUCACUGUAAAGUAAAAUUUUGGAUUCGUUUUUGAUAUAACCCACAUGUUUUCUUUAUUCCUUUUUGUCUAUGUAUGUAUAUAUAUACACAUAUAUCCAUGGUUGAAACUGUUUUCGUUUCUGGGUUUUUGAUUUGUUUGGCUGUUUGUUUGACUCUGAAACUUUUAAGAUUUCCCACUUCAAAAUUGGUGAUUUCUUCUAGCGUUGACAUGUUUUUUUUAAAGUAUUUUUUAUUUCAAUUUUAGCAGAUUUCAGCUUUCUGUAUAUAUAUAUAUAUGCUUUGGGGUUUAGUAGCUAAAAUUCGAGCUUGGACUGUUGAAUUUGGUUUUUAAUCUUUGAUCAUUUUGUGAUUAAUUCUUUCAAUUUUGAAUGAUGACCCUCGGAUUGUGACUCGGUUGAUGCUGCCAUUUCAUUGGUUGUGGAUGUCAAUUGGAGUUGGUUUGAAUGCCCUACUACAAGUAGCAAAUUCAACCCCCCUUUUGUUGGGUAUUUCUUGUUGACUUGUGGUUUGAUUGCAACAUUUCCUCUUUCUUUGUUUGACUCAUAGUGGUUAUUGGUUUUCAAAGUUGUGCAACAGCUCACAUGUUCAGUUAUUUUGAUGUUGAAGCCUAUUUUGUUGCUUUGUGUGAUUAGAGUGUUUUGUAGAAGUAGUAUUUUGAGAUUUUAGUUUAAGAUUUUGUGGGUAAUUGGUAGUACUUGUGGUGGAAUAGAGAUGGAGAAAGAUGGAGGAGAGGACUGGAGGGAGAUGGUGAGAAAGAUGCUCCCCCCGGGUGUCCCCUCCAGGAAGAUGAGUCUCACCUUGAUUACUCAAUAGCAAUAGAGUAUAAUGGACCCCCGGUUUCGUACGAGCUUCCUAGAUUUGAACCUGUUGAUGUAAAUUCAACUAUGAUUCCAACUGCGUCAAUGGCAGAACUGCCCUCAGAAUCAUGAAAAUCAGUGACCCGUGAUGUCGCCCCUGUAAUUGCACCAAUCCCUUUGCCAGUGUCUUGUUUUUCUGGUGUCACAAGUCCUCCUAUUCAAAGUCCAAGAGUAUCUACAAGUUCAGAGUCUGUAGUGUCUGUCUUGCUGAACCCUGAUUUUUCUUCUGCUUCCCUUUCGGCAUCUCCGGGUUCUGUUCACAAUCCUCCAAAUAAUGCUUCUAAACAGUUAGUUAAUGAAGUAAGGAGAGCCCCGGUUGUCACUUUCAAUACUUUGGAUAGAUCAGAAAGAAAAGACCAUGUGGAGAAACAAGUUUUUCCUGAAUAUGUUGGGGUUUCCCGGGAAAAGAAGAAGAAAAAGAAAAGAAGAAUCUGUUAUAGGUGUGGAAAAGGGAAGUGGGAAACAAAGGAGUCAUGGCUUGUUUGUGAUGCAAAGUAUUGCAGCAAUUGUGUGCUUAGGGCUAUGGGUUCUAUGCCAGAAGGACGUAAAUGUGUUACUUGCAUUGGUGAGCCAAUUGAUGAAUCAAAGCGGUCCAAACUUGCUAAACAUUCAAGGUUUGCUCAGUCCUUUAGAAGUCAAGCAAAUGAAGAAAGCAGAGAAAGAAUGUGCUGCUAAUCAGCUUCGACCAGAGCAGCUGAUUGUAAAUGGGCUCCCUCUGAAGCCAGAUGAGAUGGCCGAAUUACUUGGAUGCUCUUUACCACCACAGAAAUUGAAGCCCGGUAGAUGUUGGUAUGACAAAGAAUCUGGUCUCUGGGGAAAGCUAGCAAAUGUGCAGUGUCCACGUGACACUCAUUUUUGGGUGUGUGAUGAUGGUCAUUAUGAGGAGGAAGGUCAGAACAAUAUCAGGGGAAACAUUUGGGAGAAGGCUUCAACACGGCUCGUUUGCAUGUUGUUCUCUUUGCCUGUACCCCGUGGUCAGCCUUAUAGUAAUCGAAAAAGGGAUGAGCCUAGCAAUUAUACUACCGUUUCAAAUUAUUUAGAGCAAAAAAAAAAAAAAAUACAUAAACUUCUUCUACUUGGCCUUCAGAGCUCUGAAACCAGCACUGUUUUCAAGCAGGUACUGCUAUUUUGUGUGUACUUCCAAUGGGCUGUGGUUGUAGUAUAUUGCAGGCAGUGCAGGUGGAUUUUAUAUGUGAAUUGGUCAGAGGAAAUGUUUAUCCUAUAGAUAAAUUUAAGCUCUGCUUUGCUCUCUAUCCAUAUUCUCCUUGUAGGACUGUGUGUUCUUGUGUCCACUUGUGUGCUCUCAAUGUGUUUUUAAUGUACCCAUGAUAGUUUGAUGUGCCUUUGUAUGACAGUUUUCUUAUUUGAAAAUAUGCAGUGGACAUGGAAGAUAAUAAUGAACUAUGAUGGUGGACCAA